Asterias rubens (European starfish) is the source of this 2576-nucleotide messenger RNA. Its product is annotated as probable ATP-dependent RNA helicase DHX40. The coding region runs from base 81 to 2042 and encodes 653 amino acids. Gene Ontology annotation, cellular component: intracellular anatomical structure. The record is from RefSeq and is a predicted model, not a curated record. Lineage: Eukaryota; Metazoa; Echinodermata; Asteroidea; Forcipulatida; Asteriidae. The transcript is spliced from 16 exons. Gene Ontology annotation, molecular function: RNA binding.
AAGUACGGUCUGGUGGGAGUCACACAGCCGAGGCGUGUAGCAGCCAUCUCUGUAGCAUCUAGGGUAGCUGAGGAACUGCAAUGCACUCUAGGACAUCAAGUUGGGUAUCAGACACUGUGAUCAAGUACAUGACUGAUGGUUGUCUAUUGAGAGAGUUUCUUGAGGACAAAGAGCUCAGUCGAUACAGUGUCAUCGUUCUGGAUGAAGCCCACGAACGAAGCUUGGAUACGGAUAUUCUCUUUGGUCUUGUGAAGCAGCUCUUCCUCAGUUCCUCCUCCUCCUCCUCCCCCUCCUCCUCCAGGAGGAGACGACCUCUCAAGGUAAUUGUUAUGUCAGCGACCCUCGAUCAUGGCAAGUUCGCCAGCUUCAUGGGCGACUGUCCAGUCUUCGAGAUUCCCGGUCGGUUACAUCCAGUCCAGAAGAUAUACUGUGACCUUAUAGAAGAGCAAGACGUACGAAGGGACUUGACUGUAAACUAUGUUGCAAAGGUAGUGGACACCGUCAUGGACAUUCACCUGGAGCAGAAACAAGGAGAUAUUCUGGUCUUUCUGACCGGUCAAGCAGAGAUUGAGAAGGCCUGUGACAUGCUCUUCAAGAAGUCGGAGAGAGUCGACUACAAACAUGACGUGCAGGAUGCCUCAGUGGAGGCUCUUAUGGUCCUCCCAGUCUAUGGUUCUAUGGCAACUGAGGCUCAGAGACGCAUCUUUCACCCAGCAGAACGAGGCGUUAGGAAGUGUGUUGUGGCAACCAACAUUGCUGGCACGUCACUAACCAUCGAUGGCAUCAAGUAUGUGGUGGAUAGUGGUUUUGUCAAACAGCUUUCAUUCAAUCCCCGGACUGGUCUUGAUGCGCUUCAAAUUGUUCCAGUUUCAAGGUCAGAGGCCAUUCAGCGAGCUGGCAGAGCAGGCAGAACUGCACCUGGUAAAUGCUACAGAAUAUACACAGAGGCUUUUUAUGACAAGGCAAUGUCCGAAGAUAUGAUCCCUGAGAUUCAACGAACAAGCUUGACGAGCGUGGUUCUUAACCUCAAGUGCAUGGGAAUUCACAAUAUACUACAGUUCCCGUACAUAGAUCCACCUGAGGAAAGAAUGCUACUUGAGGCUCUAAGACAACUCUACUAUUUUGGUGCAAUAGAUAAAGCUGGGCGUAUGAGCCCUUUGGGGCGGCUGAUGGUUGAAUACCCACUGCCUCCAGGCCUAGCCAGGGCUGUCAUUUACUCUGGUGCCCUCAACUGCCAGGAGUUUCUACUACCGAUUGCAGCCAUGCUGUCUGUAGAAAACGUGUUUAUUCGACCUGGAGAGCCAGGGAAGCAGAAGGAGGCAUCUAAGGCUCACAGUGCCCUGGCUAAGAUAGCAGGAGGUGUUAAUGACUUUGCCACACUCCUGGCCAUUUUCAGGAACUACGUAGACAGUGAGUCUCCAUCAUCAUGGUGCAGAAAGAACUUCAUCCACCUUAGAGCUGUCAAGACGGCAGUCAGCAUCCACAAGCAACUUGAAGGAAUUCUCAAUCGACAAAUGACGACGUCUUUCUUUCCCAAAGAGAAAGUACCCUCAAGCACAACCCACAGUGAUUUAUUAAGACGGUCACUGUGUGCGGGAUUCUUCUGCAAUGUUGCAAGAAAAGCUUCAUCUGGCCGAGGGUUCCACACUAUGGAGGGACACGGCACCACUGUCUUCAUCCAUCCAUCAUCAGCAUUAUUUGGCCAUGAUGACGCUUUAGACUGGGUGAUAUAUCACGAGGUGGUCUGGACAUCCAAGGUAUUCAUGAGAACUGUUUCUGCUGUAAAGUAUGAGUGGAUUGAAGAUUUAUUGCCAAGGCUGCAUGAGCUUGAUGCUUACGGGCUGAGUGGAUGUUUGGCUCCGAGUAUUGAAGAGACCAUAAAUGCCACCAGUGAAGAUAACACACAGAAUGCAGACACCAAAAUAGAAACAUCUCGGUCACCCGAGGAGAAAAGAUCAAAAGUUGAGAAGAGAAACAAUGAUGACUCAGUUGCAGAUGCAAGACAACGCUAUCUUGAGAGGAAAAAGGCUAAGCAGAAGUAACACAUAUCUACUUUGCCAACCACAAAAACUUUGAUUCCCUUUUAAAAUGGUUAGUUACUGCCACCAUGACAUAAUGAGAGCGCCCAUACGGGGAGAAAGGAAAGGAGCUAUAAAUGCAGGCAGACAUUUUAACCUAAUGGUUGAAAUGUGUCUGAUGGUCUGUUUGCAAUCAUUCUCUACCCUGACACUGACCCCCAACAUAAUGCCCAUCUGCUGCCCUCACAUUCAACCCCCCAACCUAGUCACGGUGCAAGAUGUCAUGUUGAGUUGGUCAACCUCUAUGGUAAUACCACAGGCCCCAUUCACUCACUGCUAAACUCAUUUCAGAUUGUAUAUUUCUGUUGGGAUUAUUCUACCUGCGUGGACUUAUUCACGUGGAUUUUCAGCGAUAUCUCAAAAAUGUUCCACCAUUUAAAAUAAUAUUUUUAUGGGUUAGCAUUGUUGUACAUAUCAUUAUUUCUGACGGAUUUAAAGACACUGGACACCUUUGGUAAUUGUCUAAGACCAGUCUUCUCACUUGUUGUAUCUCAACAU